Messenger RNA from Helobdella robusta, 228 nucleotides. RefSeq lists its product as hypothetical. Gene Ontology annotation, molecular function: protein binding. The annotation marks the transcript as partial. The transcript is spliced from 3 exons. NCBI's taxonomy places the organism in Eukaryota, Metazoa, Annelida, Clitellata, Rhynchobdellida, Glossiphoniidae. The record is from RefSeq and is a predicted model, not a curated record.
UGUCAAGGUUACAGGGAUGUGGAAAUAGUGAACAUGACAACUUCCUGGAGAGAUGGCCUGGCAUUCUGUGCCAUCAUACAUCGAUAUCAUCCUCAUCUAAUAAAUUUUGAUUCAUUGAAGAAGGAAGAUAUAUAUGGGAAUAAUAAACUGGCUUUUACAGUUGGUGAAAAACUGGGGAUAUCGCCAUUUCUGGAAGCUGAAGAUAUGGUGAACUUGACAGUUCCCGAU